Ceratina calcarata is the source of this 846-nucleotide messenger RNA. RefSeq names its product UFM1 specific peptidase 1 (gene Ufsp1). Lineage: Eukaryota; Metazoa; Arthropoda; Insecta; Hymenoptera; Apidae. The record is from RefSeq and is a predicted model, not a curated record. Gene Ontology annotation, molecular function: deUFMylase activity. The coding region runs from base 154 to 819 and encodes 221 amino acids. The transcript is spliced from 4 exons.
GCACGCGAUUAGAUUACGGAAGAGUUCCUCGUUCGACGAACGCUUUCACUGCAUCAUUGCGAAGACGGAGACGACGGUGUUGCUCACUAUAGAUUGAUAGAUAACGGAAUAGUUGUAGUUAUAACAUUCGACGAUUCUUUUCGCGAGUUCAGAAUGAUCGUCGAUUAUUCGAGAAAUCUCUUGAGGGACGUUCAUCAAAAUAUACCAGCGCCGGAAGCUGGCCGAAGUUCCUUAGUCCAAGGCCAUUACGAGUACUGGCAUUAUGGUUGCGAUGGUUUUAACGAUAAGGGCUGGGGUUGCGGAUACAGAACGUUACAAACUAUCUGUUCGUGGAUUGUAAUUAAUCGAAAUGUGGACCGGUCUGUUCCGAGUAUCAGACAAAUACAGGAAGUGCUGGUCACGUUGGAAGACAAGGAACCAUCUUUUAUUGGCUCGAGAGAGUGGAUAGGAAGUUUCGAAGUUUGUUUUGUGCUGAAUCAUUUGUACGAGGUUCUCAGUAAAAUCGUACACGUCCGACAUGGUAGAGACUUACGGAACGAAGUGGCUGUUAUCAGGAGCCAUUUCGAGGAAUUUGGCAGCCCAAUAAUGAUGGGAGGAGAUAGAGACUGUUCUAGCAAGUGUGUGCUGGGAAUUCAUGAAAAUCCGAAAAACACCUACUUGUUAAUUCUUGAUCCACAUUUCGUCGGGCAAGCAACAGGAACAGAACAACUGGAGAAUUAUAAUUGGGUGAAAUGGCAAAAUUUGGAUGAUUUCAUCGAUAGUUCAUUCUACAAUCUGUGCUUGCCUCAGAUAAAAUUUAUAGACAGAGAGAAUAAAUAAACGUCUACAAUAACAGACCUUAAAACA